CGAAAUAAUAUAAAAGAUAAAUCAUUUUUUUCUCAGUAUGUAUCCUUAAACGAUGGCGUUCUCACGCACACCGAUUGUUAUUUUUUGCAUAGUAAUAGCAGUUAAAGCAAAUCUAAUAAAGCAGCAAGGCGAUAUUGCAGUUAUAGAAGAAUAUAUUCAAAGUAAAAAGUCGGAAAUAAAUCAUAGGUUCAAACUACACUACCAUGUGACCCCACCGGUUGGAUGGAUGAACGACCCCAACGGAUUUUCAUAUUACAAAGGUGAAUACCAUCUAUUCUAUCAAUUCUACCCGUAUGAAAGUAAAUGGGGCCCAAUGCAUUGGGGUCACGUCUCAAGUCCUGACUUGGUUGAAUGGAAACAGUUACCAACAGCUCUAGUCCCCGAGGAGGAGAUGUGUUUUUCUGGAAGCGCAGUUGCCGAUGGUGAUAAUUUAGUGUUGAUGUACACAGGCCGAAUCAACUUAGAAGAUGACCUUUACUAUGAGAGUCAAUACAUUGCUUACAGUAAUGAUGGCAUUGUAUACAAUAAAUAUGAAGGUAAUCCAGUAUUAGCUUCUGCCCCAAAUAAUUCUCCAGAUUUUCGUGAUCCCAAAGUAUGGAAGCACGAAGAGUACUGGUACGUCAUAAUUGGAAGCAAAACUGAAGAUGAUAGAGGUAGAGUGUUGCUGUAUAGGUCUCCAGACAUGAAGAACUGGGACUUUUUAUCAGUCAUUGGAGAAUCCAACGGUAGCAUGGGCUAUAUGUGGGAAUGUCCAGAUUUUUUCGAGUUAGACGGAAAGUUCGUAGUUUUGUUUUCUCCACAAGGCAUAGAGCCUCAAGGAGAUAGAUACAAAAACAUUCAUCAAACCGGUUACAUGAUUGGAAGUUUUGAUUAUGAAACAUUUGAAUUUGUACCAGAAGUUGACUUCAAAGAAAUAGAUUUUGGUCAUGAUUUUUACGCUUCACAAACUAUGGAAUGGAAUGGUAAGAGAUUCCUUAUUGCUUGGUUUAACUCAUGGGAUGUCCCGUAUCCCGAAGGCGAAGAUGGAUGGACAGGAGCAAUGACCAUGGUUAGAGAAAUUAACUUAGUAGGCGAUACGAUAAUACAGAAGCCGCUAGAAAGUAUGUUGAAACUGAGAGAACGAAACAUUUGGACAGGAGAUCUAAAGUCAAUGGAAUCUGUAGAUUUCGAAAAGACAGGAGAAGUAAUUAUAAAUGGUGAUCUGUCCCAGAAAAUAGAAUUGUUGUUAGAAGGAAGUGACGGCGGUGAGUCAGCUUGGUUGAGGUGGGAUCCAGAGGUUGGAAAAGUAGGUGUUGACAGAGGAGUUGCUGAGGAUGUACGUCAAAUGGAAUGGGUGCCGAUUGAUUCUACUUCUUGGCGAUUAUUUUUAGAUGCUAGUUCUCUUGAACUUUUCUGCGGGGAAGGAGAAGUGGUGUUUAGUAGUAGGGUGUAUCCAGAUGGAAAUUGGAGACUGACUAACUUAAGCCCUCAAAACUUAGACGUUGAAGCAUACCAUUUGAGAAGGAGUAUAGACGAGUAAUUAUUCAAUUACGAGCUGUUUACUUUUGGAAAAAAAUACAGUUUAAAAUAAAGUUUUGCAAAUAUUGUGAUCAAUUCUUAAAA
Chilo suppressalis (striped riceborer) is the source of this 1602-nucleotide messenger RNA. NCBI's taxonomy places the organism in Eukaryota, Metazoa, Arthropoda, Insecta, Lepidoptera, Crambidae. The record is from the annotation of a GenBank genome assembly.